Messenger RNA from Tarenaya hassleriana, 792 nucleotides. Its product is annotated as 60S ribosomal protein L23a-2-like. NCBI's taxonomy places the organism in Eukaryota, Viridiplantae, Streptophyta, Magnoliopsida, Brassicales, Cleomaceae. Gene Ontology annotation, molecular function: structural constituent of ribosome; rRNA binding. The transcript is spliced from 4 exons. The record is from RefSeq and is a predicted model, not a curated record. Gene Ontology annotation, biological process: translation; ribosomal large subunit assembly. Bases 91 to 555 code for a protein of 154 amino acids. Gene Ontology annotation, cellular component: cytosolic large ribosomal subunit; ribosome.
AUCAUGUUUCUUCUACGACGGCCGAAGCGCUGAGUCCGACGCUGCUACUUCAGGUUUGGAAGAAUUGGUGGGAAGGAUAGAUUUUGAGCCAUGUCUCCGGCAAAAGUUGAUAGUACCAAAAAGGCCGAUCCCAAGGCCCAGGCUGUGAAAGCCGCAAAGGCUGUGAAAUCUGGUCAGAUCGUUAAGAGGUCGACAAAGAAGAUAAGGACUAAGGUUACCUUCCACAGGCCGAAGACAUUGACCAAGUCGAGAAACCCUAAGUACCCGCGAAUCAGCGCACCCCCCAGGAACAAGUUGGACCAUUACCAAAUCCUAAAGUACCCUCUCACUACUGAAUCAGCGAUGAAAAAGAUCGAGGACAACAAUACCCUUGUGUUCAUCGUCGACAUCCGUGCUGACAAGAAGAAGAUCAAGGACGCUGUCAAGAAGAUGUAUGACAUUCAGACCAAGAAAGUUAACACCUUGAUCAGGCCGGAUGGAACGAAGAAAGCUUACGUGAGGUUGACCCCAGACUACGAUGCUUUGGACGUGGCGAACAAAAUCGGCAUCAUCUAAGUAGUAGCUAGUUUCGUGAUCGGAGCUUCGUUUUCCCGCAGAGUUGCUGAGUUUUGCUGGGAAAUUUCAUCUUUCAAGUUGUUGUCUUAGAAACUGUGCGGCAAAAACCAGUCUAUCUCCGUUCUCUUGUGAUGCUAUGUUGGAUUCGAGUUCGUGUUUUUCAGUGGAUUGUUUUAUUGCCUUUUCUUCUCAUGUCCUUGAUUGAUGAUCGAAAGGGAAAGAAAGUUCAAAACUUCA